Molecule: messenger RNA, 1175 nt
Organism: Durusdinium trenchii
Lineage: Eukaryota; Dinophyceae; Suessiales; Symbiodiniaceae
Source: the annotation of a GenBank genome assembly
UUCUGUGUCAUGGCUUCUGCCCUGCGCACGGAAGAGCGAUGGCUGGAGAGCGGGCAGCCAGAUCCAGUCUUCUUGGGAAUGGUGGAGGAUUUCAAGGCCUUCGAUGAGGUCCUGCAAACGUGGAGCGAGAAGCUGGAGAUCUUUGUGCGCGGCGUUCAAGAGCUGUCGCUAGGUGUGCAGAGCCUCUCUGAGGGCUUAGCAGAAGAGCUGAAACGACAGGACCGGGCCUUCCUCUCUGAAGGCUGUCGCUUUCGCGAGGCGGCUCAAGAGAUUUCCCGGCGAGAUGCGCCACACAGCGUCAUUGCACGGUUCGAGCGGAACGUGGAGUUCAACAUGUCCAAUCCGCUCAAGGACCACUUGGACAAUCAUGCCAAGCUGCGGAAAGAUCUUGAGAAGCGUGAGCUGUGCUUGACUGCAGUUCAGGAUGCGCUCAAACAAGUUGAGCUUUGCGAGGAGUUGACAGAAGCAGAUCUUCGCAAGAGGUUGGCCAAAGAUGAGUUCAGAGCAUCAAAGGCCACCUUCAACAAGGUCAACCGCAGCAUUUUCCAUUGGUUGUAUGUCUUGGAGGAGCAUCGAGGAGACAUUAUUGACUCCUGUUUGCAGACGGUGAAGUAUUUGCAAUACGAUUUCUUCUCCUCUGCCGCGCAUGCUGUGUCCCACGUGCUGCCUCAGCAGAUGUCCUUUCGACCCAUGACAGAGAUGCUUCCUGAUUCCUUACAAGCACAAGUGCAACAGGAGCUGAAUUUGUCUGAGACUAUCGAGGCGCAAGAUGUACGAGAGAUCUUCGUGCAAAGGCUCUUGCAGCGCCUGGUGCGGGAGAACAAAGAUCGACCAGGUGCGCCUGCCACAAGCACACCAGCGAUACAGGUGGACCCGUUGUCUUUGAGUUCCUUGCUGUCCCACGGCUUCGAUGAGGGCCCUGCACGGAGGGCACUCAGGAAGACCAACAACGACACCCAGGCAGCCAUGGAAUGGCUUUUGGCGGGCGAGCCUGCUUGCCGGGCGAGGACCACUGAGCACCGCGCGUGAGGAAAAGUGGCCGGGGCAGUCGGGAGCAAUCCGAGCAGUGUGCAUCGGAGCCCGAACCAAAAUGGCAGGUUGUGCUGGUGAGGUCAAGCCGCAAGCCCACUUUAUGGAGUUAAAGGCGUCCCUGCUUGCGACAGGGAACGCAGAUG